Messenger RNA from Pipistrellus nathusii (Nathusius's pipistrelle), 480 nucleotides. The record is from the annotation of a GenBank genome assembly. NCBI's taxonomy places the organism in Eukaryota, Metazoa, Chordata, Mammalia, Chiroptera, Vespertilionidae.
AUGGCCCCCAGCGAGGUCCGCGGCGGUGACGCCGGCCGGUCCAACCGGGACAAGUGUGGGUGCGACCCCGAGGAGACUUCGUCCCGAGCCCGCGAGUCCCCGGUCCGAGAAAAAGCUGGAUACGGAUCGCCCUCCCCGCGGGGGAGUGACCAUUCGCUUUCAAGAGCGGGAGCCCGGGGCGCCGCUAGGUCCUGCCUCGCGCCGGCACCAACUACAUCCCCGGAGCGGAGCCCGCCGGCCCCGGGACGGUACGGAGCGCGGAGAACAAGUCCCUCUGGAGAAGUGCCUCCGCCGCUAGGGUCGUCCCCACUCCACCACCGAGGGGAACUUGGCGCGUUUUCCUCCGCCUCAGGACCCCCGUGUUUCAGCCUCCGCCCGCGCCAGCGCUGCGAUUGGCGGAGGUGCCCUUCGGAAAUGCCGGUUCCAGUCUCCUCGAGGCACAGACCCCGAAGACAGGAGCCGCCCCGCGACCUCCGCUAG